Molecule: messenger RNA, 1943 nt
Organism: Mangifera indica (mango)
Lineage: Eukaryota; Viridiplantae; Streptophyta; Magnoliopsida; Sapindales; Anacardiaceae
Product: patellin-6-like
Exons: 4
Coding region: 80-1546 (488 amino acids)
Molecular function (GO): lipid binding
Source: RefSeq, a predicted model, not a curated record
UUCCUUUUGUGCCGCUAAAUGAUGUUUGUUCAAAGUUCAAAGAAAAGUCCCGGCUCAUCACAUCAUCUGUUUAAAGUUUAUGAAUUUAUCUCUCUUUAGCGAGUACUGUGUUUUUUCUCUUUCUCUUUCUCUUUCUCUUUCUCUGCUGUGUCUCUGUGAACAUCAGAGAGAGGGAAUCGUAAGCAGGGUUUCUUCUUUUGAGUGCUUAAAGCUUUUUCUUAUUAACACUAAGAAUUCGUAUAAGACACAUUAUAUAAACGAUCUCCGGACGUUAAUGGAGGCAAUAUCAGUGGUAGAUUCUUCACCCAUGUCCAGUCAACAACAAGAUUCACUGCCAGAGGCUUCACCAAAGCCCCACGGCAAGAAAUCUUUCGUCACGACGCUAAUGGAAGCAGCGACUCUUCGGACUCCUUCUUUCAAAGAGGACUCUUACUUCAUCUCAAAUCUCAAAUCAUCUGAAAAGAAAGCUUUACAGGAACUGAAGAACAAGCUUGUGGACUCUCAUGGCUCUGGUAAUGAGUGCUCCAUGUGGGGUAUUCAUCUUCUGGGUGGCGAUGAAAAAGCCGAUGUGAUACUUUUGAAGUUUUUGAGAGCAAGAGACUUUAGAGUCCUGGAUUCUUUUAACAUGUUGGAGAAGUGUUUGGCUUGGCGCAAAGAGUUUGGAGCAGACGGUGUCUUAGAGGAAGAUUUGGGGUUCAAAGAACUUGAAGGUGUGGUGGCGUAUAUGCAAGGGUACGAUAAAGAAGGACACCCUGUUUGUUACAAUGCUUAUGGGGUUUUCAGAGAUAAAGAUAUGUAUGAGAGGAUUUUUGGAGAUGAGGAGAAGCUGAAGAGAUUUUUAAGGUGGAGAGUUCAGGUUUUGGAGAGAGGCAUAAACCUUUUGCAUUUUAAGCCCGGUGGAAUUAACUCUAUUAUUCAAGUUACUGAUCUUAAAGACAUGCCUAAAAGAGAGCUUAGAGUUGCCUCUAAUCAGAUCCUCUCUUUGUUUCAAGAUAAUUACCCUGAAAUGGUUGCCCGCAAGAUUUUCAUCAAUGUGCCAUGGUACUUCAGUAUGCUGUACUCAAUGUUCAGCCCGUUCCUCACUCAGCGAACUAAGAGCAAGUUUGUGAUUUCUAAGGAAGGAAAUGUAGCUGAGACACUAUACAAAUUUAUAAGGCCAGAAGACAUUCCAGUACAGUAUGGUGGAUUGAGUCGACCCAGUGAUUUGAACGGCCCACCUAAACCGGCUUCUGAGUUCACUGUCAAAGGAGGAGAGAAAGUUAACAUUCAGAUUGAGGGGAUUGAGGCUGGUGCAACAAUAACAUGGGACUUAGUUGUGGGAGGCUGGGACUUGGAAUAUAGUGCCGAGUUCGUUCCCAAUGCUGAAGGGAGCUACACUAUUGCAGUUGAGAAGCCUAGGAAGAUUUCUCCAUCAGAAGAAGCUAUUCACAACUCAUUUACCUCAAGUGAAGCCGGCAAAAUGGUGGUUUCUGUCGACAACACCCUUUCCCGGAGGAAAAAGGUUGCUGCGUAUCGCUACAUUGUCCGGAAAUCCACCCACGUCUAAGCUGUUUCAAUACCUCUAAUUAUAUUUUUAAAGAGUAUUUUGCUUAUCAUAAUCUUAACCUGCUCUUCUGAGCUGUUUGUGAACAUGUUCAGUCUACUCAGUAAUGUAUUAAUGUGAUAUGUAUAAAUAAUUGGUACCAUGAUUAUUUAGACUCUUUGUAUGGCUUCAUAUAGUAGAAGAAAGCAGAUUAUAGCUCAAAUCUGUGUUUGUGGAGAGAGUUAGAGGAGAUUUUAGAAGUUGGGUGAGUGGUUUUUAAGUCUUUGUAGCAGAGUGGGAGACAGAUGAAGCGAGAGAUAAGCUGUUUUGCCUUUAUUUGGGACUGUGUCUCCUGACAAAAGAGUUUUUUCCGCGUGAUGAAUGGCUCUGCCUGGGCUUUGAAAGUGAUUUUGCUUCUUCA